CUGCGCUAUACGCCGCUACUUUAAAACCACAUGCUCCCCGUCCCGAGCAUGUCAGCUGGAAAAGUGUAAUUUAAAACAAUGAUUGAGUUUUAACCUCUGUCUUAGGACACUUUUCCCAUAAUCUUGACACGUUUCCCUCUGCGAUCAUCGAAUGUAGUUUUCUAAGGUGAAAUAUUUGGAUAAGCGUCAUGUAAUCUACGGAUGUGAUGUCAUCGUGGACACACGCCAGCCAAUCAGCGCUUGCAGUGCAGAAUUCGAAAAUUAACGUGCGGAAGUGUUGUGUGUGGAGGGGUAUGGUUGUCCAUGGUUUCUUCACGAUUAAACGUCUACGAGAUUGCAGAUAAACAAAAGGUACACCACCAUGCCGAGGGAGCGGGUAAACAAGAAGUCCUACCAGGAAAGUCUGCAGAACAUCAAGGGAAAGAUGAAAGAAAAAAGGAACAAGCGACUGUCCCUCGCUUGUGCAGCCAGCAGGGGCGUGUCCAAAAUGAAAAACAAAAUCGCCAGUAACAACCAAACUAUACUAAAAAACGUCCAAUCCAACAACAAGGCUCUGGCUUUGGCACUCCAGGCAGAGAAGGAGAAGGUGCGACAGGCCCACAUCAUCAUUUUGCAGAUGAAGAAGGAACAACAGGCAUUAAUGCUCCACAUCCUGCUAAUGAAGAAGAAGCUGAAAGACUAUGAAGCUCUAACCAAUGCGCGUGGUUUAACCACAGAGGUCUCUCUGGGUCAUCCUCUCUCUCUUCACUCCCUAGCCAGGAGUAUUCCGAAUUGUGACAGCAAAGACCCAAUAGACCCGCGGGAGCCUUUGAAGAAAGAACUGUGUUUGUAUUUUUUUCCUUUAGAUGCAUCUCCCAAUCCAGGCAGUCUCAUCAGUACUGCUUGCGGUGACCAGGCCAUGUUGCCGAGGACGGUGACAUCACGGCGACGGCGGCCCGAGAUCAGAAGUUCCGUUCGAAGACAGUCGCUGCAUGAGCAAAACAUCCCGGUGUUGUCGGAUUCUCCUGUGCUGAAAGAGAAUGGGAAUGCGGAUUUGGACAAGAAGCCAGCAGAGGCUGCAGCCCCACAAGUGCCCGUGGAGGAUCUGGAUGCCUUCUCCAUGGAGGUGAGGGCAGCUGAGCAAUCUACACCCAAGGCCCCCACCCGGGCUUGCCAGGACCCACAGAAGAAGCAGCAGGCGGGGCCCAAAAGCAGGCCGGAGAGAGGGCGGAAACCAGACCGAGUGCCACUGAAGAAGCCCUGGGAGAGCAGCAAAUCCAGGGCCCGGUCCAAGAGCCGGGAUCGGUCCAACACGAGGCGGAAGCCAACCCCUGCCGAGAAGCUUAAUGUGUCCCUGGGUGGAAACGACACUUUUGACUUUGACUGUGAGGAGAGCGUACACGUGACACCCUUCAGGGCUGCAGGCAAAGCUGCGGAUGAGAACGGCCCGGAGACGCCCAUCCGGCUGGGACCCACUGUGCCGGAGGAGGAUGGGGUGCCUUCCAAGCUCACCAGCCCGGCUCCAGUCCGCCCAGCUUCUUGGGACGCCUCGGACCCGGAGUCUAGCUCAUCUGAGGAUCAGGACGACAGCUUGUACGUGCCACGCAAGAGGACCAGGCAUCCUGCCGGGGCUGGGAGGGACAGAGCCCAGAGUCCGGCGCGGAGAGCCAGGUCCAAGAGGAGGUCUGCUGUGCUGCCGAGGGCACUGGGGAAGGAGAACGUCUCACCAAACCGGCUCCAGGCUCUGGCUCGUAAAAGUGAAAAACAAAGGAUUUUCCAAGCUGUGCCCUGUGAUGUAUUAGCUGUUCCUGCGUUUGACCCCUCGGAGGUGUCCUUCCAAACUGCAGGUCUUCAGCCUGCGGAGCAGGUGGAGGACAACCUCUCCGCAUGCAGAGGCGAGGAGAACACGGAGGCUCUGAUCCCCGAUGUGCCAGCCGUCGGGGAGGCUGUUCUUCAUGAAGAUGGUCCCCUCUGCGCGUUCACUGACCAGGCUACCGCCUCCCCGGGACUCGAGAACUGUAUCCCAGAGACAAUGCGGAAGAAGAUCAGAAAAAGCAGGCUGUGGGUCCGAGCCAGCUGCAGGAUGAGCCCGUGUGACGUGACAAAUCUCUCUUCUGCAGCCUUCCGAAAGACCUCAGCCGGUAGGCCACGCCCCUCCAGCACAGACUCCACCCCUGUGCUGGCCCGUAAGCGUCGCUGCACCAUCACCGUGGACUACAAAGAGCCCACGCUCAGUGCGAAGCUUCGCCGAGGAGACCGGUUUACGGACACCAAAUUCCUGCGCUCGCCCAUAUUCAAGCAGAAGUCCAGGAGGUCGCUGAAGAAACAACCGAAGCUGGAGAAGUACAACGAAUCCUUUGUUGGUUGUCGCUGAAAGGAAAAUGGACUUGGAGUUCUUAGAGUAAUCCCACUCUGUGGCUACCAUUCGAUUCUUCAGUCCACCGUAUUUGGCUUACAGUCAGCAGUGGACCUCCUCCUCUUUUCUUUUUAGAACCGUGACCUCAGAAACCCAUUAAGAUCCCUGUCUGGACUGGAGCAGGUUGAGUGAGAACCUUGUUACAAUUACCAUUCUUAAACACACCUUUCAGUGUAUCUGUUAUGCCUGCCGUUGUGAUGCACAGUAAUUUGUGUUUGGUAAAAUCUAAAUUCUGCAGUGCUGACUGGGUCAUGUGGCGCCUUGCUGCAUGAGAUCUCGAGCCCUUUUUGGGUUCAGGAGAGCAUGAGUGUUUGGUCUGUUCUGCACCAAACCAAUGUAGAGCACAUGCAGUCUCCUCUAAGUAGGCCAGCUUCUUAUUUUCUGAAAUCAAGUUACCUGUAACUAGGUAACAGAUAAAUUGAUUCAUAGCCAUGUUUUACUUUGGUUCUUAAAUGAUCAGUGCUUUUUUAAUUUCUGUUUUUAACAGAGUUAUUUCGGAGCUUUUUAAUUAAAGAAAUUUUACGGUGCCAUCUUUUAUAUAGUCUUCACACAUAAAUUCUAUGUGUCUUUAAAAGACUAUUUAGGCGUUCUGGGUGAAGUUUUAGCGUAUACAUUUAGAAAAGUAUGUUAUACCGUCAGCAAUGUGAAAGCUGUAUAAUAUUUUGACAUGAAUUAAAACCAGUACACAGUC
Paramormyrops kingsleyae is the source of this 3086-nucleotide messenger RNA. RefSeq names its product shugoshin 1 (gene sgo1). Lineage: Eukaryota; Metazoa; Chordata; Actinopteri; Osteoglossiformes; Mormyridae. Gene Ontology annotation, cellular component: nucleus; chromosome, centromeric region. The record is from RefSeq and is a predicted model, not a curated record. Gene Ontology annotation, biological process: meiotic chromosome segregation.